CCCAUACGGGAUUACGCACCUUUGACCUCCAGCACUGUCAAACAGCCUAAGCUGCUCACAGAGAUGCCAGAGCGUCCAAAUCCACCAGCAGCAACCGGUUAGUCACAUGACCAGCGUACAGAACUGCCUGUCUCUGUGUGUGUGUGUGUGUGUGUGUGUGUACGUGUGUGUACGUGUGUGUGUGUGUGCUGCUUUUAUUUCCGCGUUCACCGAGGGAGAGAAGAGCUGAGCUGAAUGAGUUUUCACGGCCGCCCUGUGUCUGCACAUUUGACGCCGAGAAGCUGCGUCGCCGUGCGGGAGGAAACUCACACAAUCGCAUCGCCGCUGCAGGACCAUGCUCACGCGGGUGAAAUCGGCGGUGGCCAAUUUUAUGGGAGGUGUGAUGGCUGGUGGAUCCAACGGGGACCAUCCCGGCGGCUCGGAUCUGCCGCUGAGGUACCCGUACAGCAGACCGGAGUUCCUGGGACUGUCGCCCGACGAGGUCGAGUGCUCGGCGGAUCACAUCGCGAGACCGAUCCUCAUCCUGAAGGAGACCAAGCGGCUGCCGUGGUCCACCGGCUACGCAGAGGUGAUUAAUGCAGGAAAGAGUACAUUAAACGAGGACCAGGCCUGCUGUGAGGUGCUGGUGGUCAAAAGGAGACCUGCAGGAAACUCCACACCCAACCGGACCCCCACGGACCGCAGGAGGUCUUCCCUGCCUAACGGAGACGGUCUGAACAUCAGAGACUACCAGGACUGCUCUGAGAACCUAACGUUCCACUACUGGGCGCUGUUCGAUGGCCACGCAGGCUCUGGCGUGGCCGUCGUGGCUUCCCGCCUUCUGCAUCACCACAUCGCCCUGCACCUUCAGGAGGUGUUGGAGAUCCUCUGCACUCCCAACCUGCAGCCCCCCACCUCUGGGGAGGAGCCCAUCAAUCACCUCCUCACCCCGACGUCCCAGCGCGCACUCACCAGGGCCGCCUCGCUCCGUGGCGCCGCGGGGGCUCCAGGCUCGCCCAGCACUCCGCCAACGCGCUUCUUCACCGAGAAGAAGGUUUCGCACGAGAGCCUGGUGAUCGGGGCCAUCGAGAAUGCUUUCAAAGACAUGGAUGUGCAGAUAGAAAAGGAGAAGGCAGUCUACAAUAUCUCAGGUGGAUGCACAGCUCUUGCGGUCAUCUAUUUGCAAGGGAAGCUCUACGUCGGGAACGCCGGGGACAGCAGAGCUAUCAUUAUCCGAGCCGGAGAGGUCAUCCCCAUGUCAGCAGAGUUCACGCCGGAGUCAGAGAGACAGCGACUGCAGUUCCUGGCCUACAUGCAGCCCCACUUAUUAGGGAAUGAGUUCACACAUCUGGAAUUCCCGAGGAGAGUCCAGAGAAAGGAGGUUGGGAAGAGAAUGCUGUACCGUGACUUCACCAUGUCAGGAUGGGCUUAUAAAACCAUUGACGACGAUGACCUGAAGUUUCCCCUGAUCUACGGCGAAGGCAAGAAGGCUCGUGUGCUGGCAACCAUCGGGGUCACCAGAGGUCUUGGGGACCACAAUCUCAAAGUGCACGACUCAAAUAUCUACAUUAAACCCUUCCUGUCCUGCUGCCCAGAGGUAAAAGUUUACCCUUUGGCUCAGUGCGAGCACGGAGCUGAUGACGUUCUGGUGCUGGGAACUGACGGCCUGUGGGAUGUCCUCUCAAACCAGGAAGUAGCUGAAGCUGUCACCUGUUUCCUGACAAACUGCGACCCCGACGACCAGCACAGGUACACAAUGGCAGCUCAAGACCUCAUAAUGAGAGCCCGCGGGGUGCUGAAGGAUCGAGGCUGGAGGAUAUCUAACGACAGAUUAGGCUCAGGAGACGACAUCUCCGUCUACAUCAUCCCCCUCAUGUACGGCAACAAGCAGAACUAGCAAAAACUUUGAAAGUACAAACAGAAACCAAAUCAUAACCCUCCCUUUCCAACUUAUCCCCUGAAUUUUUCCUUACCCCCUUGUGCUCUUUUUGAAAGUGCUUUAAUGUGGACUUCCCUCCUCUGCUAAAGGGAUCAAAGACGUUUCUGGUCAGAGACGGGACCUCUGUCCAGGCUGUUUCCCUGUCAGUCAUCUCAAAGCUGGAUGAUUUCUUUUCUCUCCCUCCUUUUUAUAGUUAAAAGAACCUUAAAAGAAGCCAUCUUGAAUUUUGUUGUGGGGCAAUGCCUGAUGUUGAGAGCAUGGACUCUCAUAGAUGAGGUGGUGACGUGCAUCUCAGGAUUGCUGUUGCAAACUAUUGCACAAUAUUUAUAAAUGUAAAAAAAUAAAUGUAAAUACUCUGAGGGGUAAGAUUUGAAGGGUGUGUUCGGUUGAACACUUGUACAGUCUGUAAAAAAAAAAAAAAA
Molecule: messenger RNA, 2340 nt
Organism: Labrus bergylta (ballan wrasse)
Lineage: Eukaryota; Metazoa; Chordata; Actinopteri; Labriformes; Labridae
Gene: ppm1h
Product: protein phosphatase, Mg2+/Mn2+ dependent, 1H
Biological process (GO): protein dephosphorylation
Molecular function (GO): protein serine/threonine phosphatase activity
Source: RefSeq, a predicted model, not a curated record